Penicillium angulare is the source of this 1734-nucleotide messenger RNA. Its product is annotated as dolichyl-P-Glc:Man(9)GlcNAc(2)-PP-dolichol alpha-1,3-glucosyltransferase ALG6. The record is from RefSeq and is a predicted model, not a curated record. NCBI's taxonomy places the organism in Eukaryota, Fungi, Ascomycota, Eurotiomycetes, Eurotiales, Aspergillaceae. Gene Ontology annotation, cellular component: endoplasmic reticulum membrane. The transcript has 4 exons. Gene Ontology annotation, molecular function: dolichyl pyrophosphate Man9GlcNAc2 alpha-1,3-glucosyltransferase activity. Bases 1 to 1734 code for a protein of 577 amino acids. Gene Ontology annotation, biological process: protein N-linked glycosylation.
AUGGCCCCUCCGACUCCCUCCUCCCAUCGCCCACGCAAGAAUAGAAAGACCCCGACGGCUCCUGGGUCAAAUAACAACCUCAUACUUGAUACAGGAAAUGGAAAACAGUCACCUGCAUUUCCAUUGGUGUCAUUCCUAUGGGCAGCACGUGCGGGUGUCUCCCAAUGGCUAAUUUUACCACUCACUCUCAUGGCCGUUGGUCUCUUCCGAUGGGCUGUUAGUCUAUGGGGGUACUCAGGCUUCCAAGUUCCCCCAAUGCACGGUGACUUCGAAGCGCAGCGCCAUUGGAUGGAGAUUACUAGCCAUCUUCCAAUCUCGAAGUGGUAUACUUACGAUCUACAAUACUGGGGCCUCGAUUACCCUCCAUUGACCGCAUAUCAUAGCUGGCUACUUGGUAAAAUUGGCACCGCUGUUGAUUCGGCAUGGUUCGCACUCGAUGAAUCGCGCGGCUUUGAGCACUCCGAUCUGAAGGUUUACAUGCGCGCAACUGUUGUGGCUUCUGAAUACCUGAUCUAUGUCCCAGCGGUGGUCAACUUUCUUCGCCGCUACACUCGCAUGCAUGGUGUCCAUGCGUGGUCUGCUUCCAUCGCCCUCGUCGCAAUUCUCCUUCAGCCUGCAACUAUAUUGGUCGACCAUGGCCACUUUCAAUACAAUACUGUGAUGCUGGGAUUAAUGGUUGCCAGUCUGGAUGCUAUAUUGGCUGGACGUAUGCUCUGGGCCUGUAUCUUCUUUGUUGGUGCCCUAGGCUUCAAGCAAAUGGCUCUUUACUAUGCACCUGUCAUAUUCGCCUAUUUGCUGGGUGUUUGCGUCUUCCCAAGAAUUCGUAUUUUCCGACUGAUCAACAUUUCACUUAUCACAGUUGCUUCGUUUGCUACUUUAUUCGCUCCACUAAUCUAUGGUGCGACAACUCCAGAAGCCCGCAAGGAGUUUGCAAGCGCAGCACCACCACCUCUACUGCAGUCUCUUCCAAUUAACCUGGACAAGAAUUCCCUGGCUUACGCAGUCCUCUUCCAGCUGACACAGACGGUCCACCGCAUCUUCCCAUUUGCUCGUGGUCUUUUUGAGGAUAAGGUUGCCAAUGCUUGGUGUGCAAUCCACACCUUCUACAAGCUCCAUCACUUCGAUACGUCGUUGCUGCAGCGGGCAUCUCUUGGUGCUACAUUGGCUUCCAUUAUUAUCCCUUGUGGCAUUAUCUUCCGCCACCCGCGGGCUUCACUUCUGCUCCCGGCUUUGUCGUGUGUCUCUUGGGGAUUCUUCCUCUUCUCUUUCCAAGUUCACGAAAAGAGUGUCCUUCUUCCUCUUCUCCCUAUGACACUUUCCCUUGCCGGAGAUGGUGGGUUGAACAAGGAGAACCGCGCUUGGGUGGGCUGGGCUAAUGUUCUUGGCUCGUGGACUAUGUAUCCCCUCCUGAAGCGCGAGGAGCUUGGUGUGCCCUACUUUGUCAUGACACUCCUCCGUUCAUCUGCGGAGGAUCCUAACUCGCAAUUUGAGCUUAACAUCUUUACGAAGCUUUUACACCUUCUCUUUUACGUUGUAAUGAUUGGCUGGCAUGUGGGUGAAGCAUUUGUGCUACCGCCCCCAGGCAAGCCAGAUCUGUGGGUGGUAUUGAAUGCCCUCAUCGGAGCCGCUGGAUUUGGCAUUGCUUACCUGUGGUGUAUGUGGAAAUUGGCUAUACAAUGCCGGCAGAUGAACAGCCGUGCGAACGAGGAAGAGAGCCGAAAGAAGCAGCAGUGA